UCCCAUCUGAAAGUGCCUCAAUCAUGCAGCAAGACAUUGCUUCAGUUUGUAAAUGUCAGAAGGGCAAUGUUGUGAUAAAACGGAUUCAUACCUGAAGCGUCUCGUCCCAAACUCUGAUUUGAUACGCUCGAAUCUUCUUCCUCCUGUUUCACGUGCGCCCUCAACACUCUCCUCUCCAUCCUAGUUUUUAACGUCGUGGCUAAACCGGCACCGGGCACCGUCUUGUUACCGCUCGGAGUGAUGACCGCGGUACUCUCAACGAAAUAAGGCGAGGUCAUUUUGAAACAGUGGAAAGCAUAGGAUACCGUUGUGCUGCAAGUGGGACGGACCGUGGCUAACAACAUUAGCUUGUUAGCUAUUUUAGUGAUAAAAUAAAAUCUGGUUAGCUAGCUAAAACACAUGUAUAUAAACGUUUUGGUAACAUUUUCCAAGUACUAUUGAUGGAUAUUGAAACGUGACCUACUAGGGUUGUCGAUUUAAUUUUCAAACGACAGGCACGUUAAGAAUAGCUAGAACAUUAAACAAAUGUUAAAAACAAAUGUUUUUAACUCGACACCUCUUGCUUCGUCGAGCAAUGUUUUUAGUAGGAACUACAUUUCCCAUCAACUCCCGCGACAAAACGUGUUUUUAUAGGAAGUGCCCGACAGUCCAUCCGGUUGUCGAGUGGGGGGACUGAUCUGACUUGAGGAAAGCUUUUGAAAUAUUGGCAUAAACAAAUUAUAAAUGCAUGAAUUUGUCUUGCUCGGUAUUUUGUCCACCUGCCAGCCUCGCGUGAAUGACGGCAGAAACGCAUCCAGAUCGAUAGCAGAGCCCCAGUAGAGUGUAAGCUGCCUGGUCCCUCCCCACAGGACCCCUCCUGGACCCCCAGCCAUGAACAAGCAGGCCAGUAAAGAGAGUCUGAAGGACAAGGUAAAGGGGAUGUUUGGUUUGGGAUCCCCUCGACCCCCCAGCAAGCAGACAGAGAGCAAGCCCUCAGAGUUCAUCAUUACACUGGAUAUACUCAAGGAGCUGCACCCUGACUGUGGACUUAGCAACAGAAUCCGGGUUGCUAACCAUGUCUCUGACCUGGCCAAGGCCAAGAAGUUUGAGGAGCAUGCAGUGGAAGCCGUAUGGAAGGCGGUGGAGGACAUGCUGACUCCAGAACAGCCACCUGAAGCUAGACAUGCUGUCCUGCUGCUCCUCAGAGCUGUCAUACAGGGACAGGGUGAGCAUCUGGGUCCUCUGCGGGCCUUCUUCUUCAAGGUGAUCAGAGACUACCAGCCGUCCAAUGAGGACCUGUCUGACAGGCUGGAGGUGUUCAAGGCCCUGACGGAGAACGGGAAGGACAUCACGUACCUGGAGGAGGACAUAGCUGGGUUUGUCCUGCUGUGGAUGGACAUUGGUCUGACCGCUGACUUCCUCCACGUCCUGGUCAACCUGGUCAAGUUCAACAGCUGCUACCUCGACCAGAACGUGUCCGUCAUGGUCCAGAAGAUCUGUCUGCUGUGUAACCGGACAACAGCCUCGACAGACAUUGAGAUGGCUCUACAGGUGCUGGAUGCGGUGGUGUGUUAUAACUGCCUCCCCUCUGACUCCCUCACCGUCUUCAUCAUCACUCUCUGCCGCACCGUCAACGUCAAGGAGUUCUGUGAGUCCUGCUGGAAGUUGAUGAGGAAGGUGUUGUGGACUCAUCUGGGCCAUAGUGCUAUAUACACCAUGUGCCGUAUCAUGGAGGAGAGAGCGUAUAUGGAGGAUCCUCCAUUGCUGAGAGGAGCAGUGUUCUUUGUAGGGAUGGCUCUAUGGGGGGCGCACCGUCUCCCAGCCUUAAAGAACACCCCUACCCUGGUCCUCCCAUCAUUCUAUAAGGCGAUGUGGUGUGCCAACGAGAUGGUGUCGUAUGAGAUCGUUCUGUCCAUCACCAGACUGAUAAAGAAGUAUGGCAAGGAACUCCAGGUGGUCACAUGGGACAUACUGCUGGGGAUCAUAGAGAGGUUACUACAGCAGAUUCAGUCUAUAGGCAGUGCAGAGCUGAAGUCCAUAGUGUUUGAGUUGCUGACUACAGUGGAGGAGCUCCAUGAGCAGAACGGCUUCCAUGGAUCAUCUGACAAGUUCUUCAGUCUGGUGGAGAAGUGUGCUGACAAAAGACCUGAUGCGUCGGUGCUGACUCUGAUAUCGUACCGGGCCCAGUCCAUCCAGCCAGCUAAAGAUGGGUGGAUCCAGAGCCUACACCGCCUUAUGGAGAAGUUCUUUAGGAAUGAGAGUCGUAGUGUGAUCAGGAUCAAAGUGCUUCACAUCCUCUCCUUUGUCCUCAGCACCAACCGCCAGCUCUACGAGGAGGAGCUGAUCGAGGUGGUGGUGGUUCCUCAGCUCAGUGGGAUAGCAGAGGACAGAGACCUGGCUGUGAGGAGACAGGCUACCCAGCUACUGGUGGACCUGGCUGAGAGCUGUAGUACACAGCACUUCACCAGCCUCCUGGACAUCAUUCAGAGGGUGGCGAGUCGUUCGCUGGUGUGCCCAGGGCCCCUGGAGGUGUUGGAGAGAGACCCCACGGCAGAAUCCCCCAUGGAGGAUGUCAGGACGGCUAUACGAGGCCUACUGGAGAUACUGCAGAGUAAGCUGUACAGCCUGCCAGCCAGCCACGCUAGUCGAGUGUACGAGCUGCUGAUCGGACACCUGCAGCUGCACUACAAGAGCAAGUACAGCUCUGCUGUGGCCUGCAGCAUACGACUACAGGUGUUUGACUUCCUCCUGAUGAUGAGAACUGACUCCCUCCAUCGUCUGGGGUUCCUCAGUAAAGACGGGGUUCUGAGGUUCAGUCCGUACUGCCACUGUGACACGGGGGAGCCAGAGAAACGAGGGAGUGAGAAGAAGCCUGCAGGCUCAGUGUCUCCCCCUGCGGGCAGUCCUGCCCCCUCCUCCUCCACCAUCACUACUCCCUCCUCCUCCUCCACCACCACUACUCCCUCCUCCUCCUCCAUCCGUACAGCCUGCCUGCCCUACUCACCUGCCUUUAAUGUGCUGCUACAGUGCCUGAAGAUGGAGACAGACUGGAAGGUGUUGAAGCUGGUACUAGACAAGAUGCCCUGGACCCUGCAGUAUAAAGUCCUGCUGCUGUCCUCUCCCUGCAGCAUAGACCAGCUCUGUUCUACACUCUGUUCUAUGGUGACAGACCGUCUUAUCUCAGAGCGUCUGAAGAAGACUCCAGAUGGUUUCAGUCGUACUGAUGUCCAGCUGGCUGUAGUACCUGUUCUCACUGCAUCAUACCACAACUACCUAGAACAGGCCAGACAGAGGGAGUUGGUUCAGUGUCUGGAAGCAGGGCUGAUAUACCGCUGUGCCAAGCAGUGUGUGGUUGCCCUGACAAUGUGCACCGUGGAGAUGCCUGACAUCAUGAUUAAACUCCUCCCCGCCCUCAUCGUCAAGCUGACUCACAUCUCGGCAACCGUCGCCAUGGCGUCGCCCAUGCUGGAAUUCCUGUCCACUCUGGUGCGGCUGCCACAUCUCUAUGCUUACUUUGUAGCAGAGCAGUACGUCAGUGUGUUCGCCAUCUCCCUGCCCUACACCAACCCCUCCAAGUUUAACCAGUACAUUGUGUCUCCAGGUUUCACCAGUCAUCUCCAUGUCAUCUCCAGGUUUAUCCGCUUGUGUCUCACCUUCAGAAAGGACUUUGUGCAGUACAUCACCAAGGGUCUGCGCUCUAAUGCUCUGAUGCCGUUCGAUGACACCCAGGACACUCAGAGCAGCUUCCGUGCUCGCAGCACCAGCCUCAAUGAGAGGCCCAAGAGGAUGCACACCUCCAGCACCACGUGUAGUCUGGGUUCUUCUGACGAGAACACCGUGAGCCAGGCAGACGAUGGGUUAAAGACCGUCCACCUGGAGUUAACGGAGACCUGUCUGGACAUGAUGGCUCGAUACGUCUUCUCCAACUUCUCAGCGCUGCCCAAGAGGUCUCCUAUAGCAGAGUUCCUUCUUGCGGGGGGUCGCAGUAUGACCUGGCUGGUGGGUAACAAGCUGAUCACCAUAACGACCAGUGGUGGGGUCAGGAGCCAGGCCCUACUGGGAAUGGACAUGGCUGAGAGGCUGGGAGGAGGGGGAGAGAUGACCAGGUCAGACCCCUCCCUUCACACCCGUCAGACCAAAGAGGCUCCGGCCAAACUGGAGUCCCAGUCCAGUCAACAGCUCAACAGAGCCUCACGCAUCAGAGUACGAUCCAUGUCAGGUGGCCAUGCCCUCCGUGCAGGUCCAGCCCAGAGCCUCAGCCCCCUGGUCUCACCCUCUGAGGGGGGAGAGCUGUGUGGUGUCCCCCUCUCUCCCCCUCCUCCUCCUCCGGCCCCUGUCUGGAUGGCCUGGAGCCCCCUCUCCUUCCCCCUGUGCCCCCCUAAGGACCCCCUCAAAGACAAGCCCAGCCUGGCAGAGUUCCUGCCCGUUCUGACCCAGGGAUGGGCCGAGAUCUUCAUACGCAGACCCUCAGGUAACACCAGCUGGUUGAUGUGUCUGGAGAACCCUCCCAGUCCCUUCUCCUCUGAGCUGGGUAACAUGCCUCUCCAGGAGCUGUCCUCUGUCCUCAUGGCCAUGGAGGGGGUCAAGGAGCCCCCCACCCAGACUGCCAGCGCCCCCGCCAGCACAGCCACCCCUGCCCCGACUCCCGUAGCCCUUAACCCCCCUGGACCCAUCCAAGGGGGCAAGCCUGGACUCAUUCAGCGCUCUAACACAGUGGGCUCUCUCUCCUCUCUGGGUCUGUCCUUCGCCCCGUCCCCAGUUCCGGUUCGGCUCCAACGGAGCAUUUCCUGGGCAGACUCUGUGGUAGUGCUAGAGGGGACAGGGGUCAGGGGCCACGUAGACUACCCCUCUGAUUGGCCAGAGGCGGAGAAGUUUGAGGCCAUGCCCUCUGAACCCAUCUACAUCGCUGCUGACAAGUUCACCAAGGCCCUGCCCCCUAGAACACUCAGCAGGUCGUCCUCCAGUUCCAGCCAGGAGGAUGAGAAGUCCACCCUGGAGGAGGUGAGUGAGGGGUUCAUCCCCAUCGACCAGCCCCCCCUGGCCCCCUCCACCCCGGGCAGCCAAGGCCCAGAGCUCCCCUUCCAGACCCAGAACCAGCCUGAGACCCAGACCCUCAACAAGUCCAGCUCCUCCCCUGAGCUCCAGACCCUACCAGAGGCCUUCCCCAAGACCACAACAGGACCCGGGGCCGGAGGAGGAGAGGUACCCGGGGUUCGGUCACCUUCAGAGGGGAGCCAGCCACAACAGCCCCGGCGGAGAAAGAGAUGGAGAAGGUGGAGAGUGGAGGAGGAGGGGUGAACAGACAGAAUCAGAGUGGGGAUACCACCCCAGUGACAGGGGGGUUGUCUGGGACAUCGGGAGGAGGAGGUUCCUCUUCCUCGCAGGGAGCCAGGAUGAGGUUGGAGUUCCCAGCGCCCCACCAGCCUGGACCCCUCUCCCCCAGCGGAGGGCACCG
Messenger RNA from Oncorhynchus gorbuscha (pink salmon), 5434 nucleotides. RefSeq names its product tuberin-like. Gene Ontology annotation, cellular component: TSC1-TSC2 complex; cytoplasm; nucleus. The record is from RefSeq and is a predicted model, not a curated record. Gene Ontology annotation, molecular function: GTPase activator activity. Gene Ontology annotation, biological process: negative regulation of TOR signaling; negative regulation of phosphatidylinositol 3-kinase/protein kinase B signal transduction; positive regulation of GTPase activity. Lineage: Eukaryota; Metazoa; Chordata; Actinopteri; Salmoniformes; Salmonidae.